Messenger RNA from Saccoglossus kowalevskii, 5676 nucleotides. RefSeq lists its product as uncharacterized. NCBI's taxonomy places the organism in Eukaryota, Metazoa, Hemichordata, Enteropneusta, Harrimaniidae. Gene Ontology annotation, cellular component: membrane. Gene Ontology annotation, molecular function: protein binding. The record is from RefSeq and is a predicted model, not a curated record.
AUGCUUAAGUGGAAGAACCCAGCAAAGUGGUUCAAAUCAGACAACGACUCCUAUUUCUCAACGACUACUGGAUUAAAGAAUGUCGGCAACUAUAGCAAAAAUUUGGUUCUUGGGUCACCUAAGAUUACAGAUGUAUUAACACCAGAGAAAUCACCAUGUGCUAGUAAAGUAUGGGGACAGUGUGGAGGGCAGGAUUUGAUCAGUUUACUGCAUGGUGAUAAGGAGAACGUAGACGGUAAAGUGUUCCAGCAAUGGCAGAACUUUGCCAAUGAUGUAGAUCGCUUGAGUCAAUGGUUAACUGAUAUAUCACAGCAAGCUGACGGUUGGCGACAACCCAAAGGUGAUGUCAAUAGCCUUCGAGUACACCUGGAAAGACACCUGGCAUUUGCAAUUGAGAUAGAGACCCACCAGACAUUGAAGGACAGUGUUGUGGCCGAUGGACGUGGCUUUAUUGUCUCGUUACCACAGUGUAGCAAGUCCUUAAAUGAGAAGUUAUCUGUCAUUGAAAAACAAUGGGAAACGUUACAGGGUCAGAUUAAUGUGCAAUAUCAGCAAAUAGAAAAUGCAUUGAAAGCACUGGAAUCAGCUAUUGCUAACAUUGAAUAUGCUAGAGUGCACAGUCCACUCUCCAUGGAGCAAACCAGAGAUACGGUUGAUGAGCUGACAUUCAAGCUACACAGCAAAAAGAAAAAGAACUCACCAAUGGAAAGCCAUAUUACAGCACUCAACAAACAGAUGGAGAGUUUUAGUAAUGGAUCAAGUUUGGAUGUUCUCCUGAAUGUCUCGGAGAUCAGUUGCCAUAACAACAGUAGCAGUAGCAACAACAGUGAUGAGGUAACCAAUGACGAGGACAAGAAUGAUAUGCAUGAUUUUGUAACUGAGUAUCAUGAGCUAUUUGAUUGGUUGAAUGAAAUGCAGCUCGUCAUCACUGAUAAGGACGCUGAAGUCAUUGUUAAUAACACGCAGUUUGCAGAGAUUUGUAAUGAAUACAAACAAGAAAUGGAUGAGAUGGAGACAAUGAAGAAGUCGUUAAACUUCAAGGGUCAUCAUCUUUUGUCGGCCUACCCCAAUCUGACGUCUGAAAUCACAUCCAAACUGUCGGAUAUCAACAAUAAGUGGGAGUAUCUGAAGGAACAUGUUGUUACUGACUCCCAUUCUGGUAGUCCAUCUAGUAUGUUGACUGAAUUGGAUGAAAUUCUGGUGAGAUUGAGGGUCUGGUUGAAUGAAGUUGAGUGCAAUCUUUUCACUGGUAGCUAUAGCAAGUGUUUGAAUUCUACAGAUGAGAAAGAGGUUGAGAAGAAGAUGGAAGAGCACAUGGUCUUACAGACGGAUAUUGAGAAACAUGCACGUGGAGUAACGGCUGUGUUGACAUUGUGUGAUAUCUUACAAGAUGAUCCAAGGGCAUGUACUUGUGACAAGGAUAGAAAAUCAUUGCAAUUAUCAGCAAUAAAUCUAGAAAGAAGAUGGCAAUCUAUUUUAUUACAAGCUAUUGACCUGCAGUCUAAGUUGGAGGACAAACUACACACAUAUAAGGGAACUGUUACAACUCCUAAUACUGAUGCUGUGAGCACUGCCUCAGCCACUGGUAGCACCACAGUUGAUGGACAAGUGAAUAGCGAACCCAGCUAUCCAGUUAUGAGUUAUUUGUAUGGUUCAAGCAGAAUGGUAGAUGGUCUAAUUGAUUUCGAAUACGAUCAGUAUGAGAUGGCUGAGGACACAGAUUUGAUUCCAAUCAGAAAGGCUUUCUCUGAGAAUGAUGCGUUCAGUAUGAGUGAUCUCUCCGACAUUUCUGUGGAUGAUGAACUAACCUUUGAUGAUGUACUCAUGAUGAAAGAUCAGGAUGACAGUGAUUCAGCGGAUAGCGAACUGGAAUUUGAGAACCUGAACAACUUUGAUUUAAAUAUGUCUUUUGAAUCCUUUGGGAUGGAAGAUGAUAUUUUUAUGAUGGAGGAUAUCAACCAAGAAGAUGUAGAGAAAGUGGAAAAAAUUAGAGAGCUGGCCACAAAACGACAAAAGAAGGUAAAAAAGUUGAGUAAGAAAAAGGAAGACUCUGAUGAGAAAGAGGUUAGAAAAGGAAGAAAGAAAAGACGAUCUCGGGGACAUCGACGAUCAUCCAAUAUAAUAGCAGAUCCUGAAAUUAAAAAUGUUGGUGGCAAUUUAAUCCUGGUGGAAGAAAAUAGUUGUAAAUCUCCCAGAAGUAGGAAGAGUGAUGGACGAUUACAUUAUCACUCGAAAGCCAUACCAAGAAAGAUUCAGUUUGGCAGCAGUCCAGAGCAGUCAUCUAAAAGUAUCAAACCCCAGUUGACAAAAAUGGCUAAAAAGCAUAUUGAGGUUGAAGAAAAGUUUCCCAAAUCUGUUGAUGCACUGACCAAAGCAGUUGAAGAAGCAUUAGAAGCAUUCAUGCCAGACAGACAUUUCAAUGAUGACAAGUGUAAGUUAGAUCUACUGGAUGUAAAACUGGACGAUAGUUUGGUUUGGAGUGGUUCCUCUUAUCGGAAAAUGGGUAGUGGUAUGAGCAGAAUUCUGAUGACUGCUGAAGGUAGUGCAAAAGAUUUAGAUGUCUCAAGAAAUUCAUCAUUUGGUUCCUUCAGUCCACGAAGUGAGAAUGGUUUCAGCAGCAUGGAUAGUAGCCCAAAAAGCUGGAUUGAGAGUAUAACAUUGGCCAAUGAAAUGGCAGAAAACAAUGGUAAUACGUUUGAAGUUUGCACUGAUGGUUCUGAUGAAGAAACAACUCCUCUUGCCAAGGCUAUCUCACAUAAAUAUGGUCACCAUGAUGACAUCUUCCAGCUUGACCUCAGUGAAGGUGAAGAUGAUGACAGUUAUGAUCAAUAUGUGUUAAAAGAUCUUGACAGUGAAAAUGAUAAAAUGUUGUCCGUAUUGCAGAUGUUGGAUAUUGAAUGUCAACAGAAUGGUCCUAAGGAUAAUUGUAACCUUGGUGAUGCAACUAUAAAAGUCAAAGAAGAUGCAGCUCCAUGGAGACAGAGAAAUGCAACAUCUUUAUUUGAUGAGAUAGGCCCUAACCGUCAAAUAAAAGAGAAGGGAAAACGAAAAUUGUUUCCAUCAUUAAUUGAUUGUGAGCAAGAUUUGAAAAAUCCACGAGUAGAAGAAAUGAAAUCAUUUAGAUUCUUUCCAUCUUUAAUUCCAAAUGAAGCAGAAAGUGAAAAUACAAAGCCCACUGGAAUUCCGCUUCCGGGUCUUAAAGUCAAGGGUGUAAGUUUUGCCCAGAACUCUGAAUCCACAUCUCCUUUAUUCCAAAGAUCUCUAGAUGAUGAUGCUGUGGAUGAUGCUGAGGAUGAAGAAGAAAAAAUGGCUAUAUAUCCUUUGUUAGCUACUCCAGCAACUCCAGAUUUGCCGUCUGCUCAUUUUGUAACAACUCCUAAAGCAACAAAUUCAGUUGAUGAUGAUGAUGACUGUGAUGUAAUAAAUAUAUAUCCUCUGCUCACAACUCCUGAAACACCUCUUCUUUUGUCUCAACAAGAGCCCAAGACUUCUGUUAUUACACCAGCAAAUGUGAAGAAGUGUGACAUCUCUCCUCAUGUUAACAGUCAGAUUGAGUUUCCCAAGACACCUAAAACACCGUCAUCACCAACAGUAAGUCCAUGGUCAACUCCCAAAGUGACAGCAUCUCAACUAACCUUACCAAGAACACUUUUGAGUAAAUUGAUGGAGAAGGAUGAGCUAAGCUUGAUUACUUCCGGAGAUGAUUCCUAUGUCAUUAACAGAGAUUCAUCUUUGAUCACUGACAGUAUUGAGAAUCAAAGCAGUGAUGGUAGUGGGGAGUCAUUGUGUCUUGUUGCUAGGGUGGAUGAAGAUCUUCAGAAAGAACUAGAUGAUGUACAGCAGGAUGGAAUGGAUAGAACAUCUAAUGUGGUGCUUGAGUCAGUGGUCACAGAUGAUCAAAAUAUCUGUAGAAUAGAGAGUCCUGUAACAAGUGAAUGGUCCAGUAUGUCAAGCAACAGUUACAUAUCUGAAAAUACUUCACCACCAGAUGUACCCUUGAUGGCUGCUAACUCGGAUCUAAGUUGUUUGGAUAGCUCUAUUGAAUAUAGCUUGGCUGCAUUAUCACCGUUAGCCAAUGCUGUUCAUAAUACAAGUAUGAGUGAUUUCUGUUCCUAUGUGUCAAACCUGGCCAAGAAGUGCAGCGAAGGAGAGUUGAACACGUGUGUUACAUCAACCGUGAAAAGGAUGAAGACCAAACCUGCAUUGUCAUGCCAACAAGAAUUAGCAUCUCUUGAGGAAGUGGUACAAGAUGACUGUAUUGAGGAGUUAGAUUUGGAUGGUUCAGUCAACUUCAGAGCCUCACCACAGGUCUGCGGGUACAUCUCACAACUUGCAGAAGAAUGUCUGCAUGCUGAGCUUCCUGAGAAUAGGAAGCUGCCAUCAGAGCAUGUAGCAAGCAGUAUUAACAAGGAUCGAGUGUCUAGUGAAAGCGGAUUUCUGGCUGAUGUUUCCUGUGUUGGAGAAGAUUCAAUGCUUGGAUCAUCCUAUCUGGACUAUCUGCCACCCAGGGGACAUCUACAAAGAAGAGAAAGUGAAGAUGAAUAUUUUAGAAUCCAGCACAGGAUUGGAAAUUUAUCAAUUGAGAUAUUUAGUGAGAGUGGGGACAGUUCUGGAGAGAUGAUGAAUAAAGAUGAAGAGAGAGUUCACUUUAACGAAAGCGCUAGUUAUGAAGGCAGUGAUACUGAUAAGGAAGAAAACCAGAAUGAUGAUGAUAACGAAUGUGAUGAUGGAUGGUUUGACGCUAGUGAUCUAGAAAAUGAUCUGAUAGAGAAAGAUGAAAGAUUGAUAAAAGGUGAAGAUGAUGGUAUUGAAGAUGAUGAUGAUGAUGCGCUGACUGAGAAUUCUUUAAUCAAUGCCUUGCAGAAAAUACUGAAGUCACUGAGUGAUGAGGAAUUAUCCAAUAGUGAUAGUGGUGAUGAGGAAGAUAAUGAUAAAGUUGCUAUGGUUACAAAUGAUGUUAAGAUGGAUAUGGAGGACAUUGAACUUCGGGAUAGUGGUAGAUUUUCUAUGAGUACCAAGAGCUAUGACUGCAGUCCUUUACACACGUCAACACCCAUGGAGGAACACGUCAAAGGCUCUGGCCUUAUUCCAGAUAGACUAAUUGGGAAUCAUUCUGAGAACAGUGUUAUGAGGUCCAUUCCAGAUUAUUUAUAUCACCAUGGUAACAGGAGAUUAGUUUCUCAAAACUGUGGAGAAUCUUUGUGCGCUGAAGAAUCGAUUGUCCGCUGUGAGUUAACAAUGCUGAGUUCUGGAAUAAGAUCUGAAAGUCUGAGUGUGGUUACAGAUAUGGUGGAUAGCACGUUGAUUUCACCACCUCUCUCUCCCAGUCAGGAGAAUAAAGCACAGCAGACUGAUCUAUGUCUACUUCCUAUUGGGUAUGCUGAGCACAACUCCAACAAAGCUGGAAAUGUGGUUGAAUCCUGGUCUGCCAAUGCAACAAAUGUCGUUGAAUCUCAGUCUGCAAAUGCAACUUCUUCAUUUUUUCAUCGUGUUUUGAAAUUUACCAUUCCUAUAUACUUCUUCUUGAUGUUGUUUGUAUUUGUUGUUUUGAUUUUACCAGCAGUUAUUGAAAAUUUGGAAGGUGAGUGUAGUGUUUCCUUGACAGAGCGACUGCUGUUCAGUAGUCUUUCAUGGGAGCCUGUCUUAAAAUAUGUGAAGGGACCCCCACCGUUAUGA